AUGGACUUCCGGCGACUCGCCAAGGUGGCAGAGACCACUGGCAACAGCACAGAUCCCAGCGCCCUAACCCAACUACCCUCGAACAUCUUGGAAGCGCUAAUACCAGGCUAUGGGCCCAUCUCUCGCUACAUCCUCUCCACACUCGGCAUCGACAUCUCCAUCUUCGUCUCCAUCGCUUUGAUCCUAGUGAUAGGUACUCGAGGUGGGCAGUACCUAUUCGAGCGAGGCGAGAGCCUCUUCCGGAAGCUCGUCCUCAGUUCCGCCUACAUCGACGACGACGAUGACCUUUUCGACAUGGUUAUGGAGUGGCUGGCCGAGGAGCAGAGUUCGGCGUCGAGGCGAUCGGUCCGAGCCAAGACCCAGCGAGGAUCGAAGACAGAUGGCGUUCUGGAAGAUGGUGCCGGUGAUGCGCUCGACGCCACAAGCUUCGCCGCACCCCAGCAAUCGCCGCACCCCAGUGACUUUUUAUCAUCAACACCACCAAUAUUGCUCAUAUCAACUUGA
Molecule: messenger RNA, 504 nt
Organism: Fulvia fulva
Lineage: Eukaryota; Fungi; Ascomycota; Dothideomycetes; Mycosphaerellales; Mycosphaerellaceae
Exons: 1
Coding region: 1-504 (167 amino acids)
Source: RefSeq, a predicted model, not a curated record